This is a messenger RNA of Paramacrobiotus metropolitanus, 1946 nucleotides long. Its product is annotated as galactoside alpha-(1,2)-fucosyltransferase 2-like. Gene Ontology annotation, biological process: carbohydrate metabolic process. The record is from RefSeq and is a predicted model, not a curated record. NCBI's taxonomy places the organism in Eukaryota, Metazoa, Tardigrada, Eutardigrada, Parachela, Macrobiotidae. The transcript is spliced from 5 exons. Gene Ontology annotation, cellular component: membrane. The coding region runs from base 669 to 1724 and encodes 351 amino acids. Gene Ontology annotation, molecular function: galactoside 2-alpha-L-fucosyltransferase activity.
AGUUGAUACUACCUGCGUAAAUUCUGCAAUAUUUCUUCCGUUAAACCACCGUUUUUUUACGGUUAUCUAACAUUUGUUUUGUAGAAAGAAAUUCCGAAAGAGUGAAAGACUGAUGACGCGGUGACAGACCGAACAAACAUUCUGCUGACCUUCCCGGGAAAAGGACAAUCCGUCACGCAUCUCUAUGGUGUAAAAAGCCCAUCAGAGGAAAGAGAUGAUUUGGAUUUGCUUUUUAACGCAAGGACGUUAAAUAAUAUUCAUUUAUAUGAAGUGCUGGGUCUGAAGUUUUGAACGUCUUUAAAGCCACCAGCAAGUGGAAAUGAAUCUGCUGGUUACGGACCAUCAUACGGUUAACGAUGGUAGUUUCCUUAUAAUGCGCAAGACACCUUGAGAUACUUUCGGAUAACUGGAUACUUUGACCUAGCCAUUUAUGAAUGUGGGAGAGAGUUGUUGUCAAUGAAUCCUAAUGCCACAUCCUAAUCCUCCAUACAGUGUCCGGCCACAAGGAUGACGAGCUGGACAACGCAGCGAAUCCUGAUCGCUGCUCUAAUAAUAGCUGUCUCCAUUGGUUAUUUCUUGUUAGAACCGGGUCUGCCGACAUUCAGCCAUUUCGCGCGACAUUUCAGCUCUAUUCGAUCAGCAUCACCCUGGAAUGAUAUGAAUCCGAUAUGUGUGUCCCAAAAGCAACGGGCGAAGAGCCGGACGUCGACCUGUCCCGGCUCCGUUGCGACUUGGUGUAUCGUAUGUCUGGUCGGAUCGAAGCGGCUAGGCGAUACCGUCUGCAGCUGCGCCAGGCGUUCCAGACGGCCUACAACAACACGCUCAGCGGUGCAUCCUCGGCCCGAUACCUGACGUAUAACUAUCGACCGAUCCUGGACGCUGGACUGGGCAACUUGAUGUUCCAGGCGGCCACGCUGCUCGGCUGUGCGCGACAGAACAACCGCAUUCCCGUACGCAUUACCAAUGAUUCACGGAUGGACCUGUUCGAAGGAAUGGACAUCGGCUACAUUGAACCGUCUGUUCUCUUCCCUAACAAUUCACUGGAAGCGCGGACUCUGGGCGACUUGGGACCGGGAAAAUUCAAUCCCGCCUUCCACAACGUGAGCUUGCGCUUUCCGAACGACGCCGCGGCGCUAUCCGGAUACGGUCAAUCGUGGAAGUACUUUCACACUAUCGCCCCCGAGAUCCGCGCGCUGCUGACCUUUCGGGAGUCCAUCCAACUGGAAGCCAUCAACGCCAUUCUGGAGGGCCUGAGAAGUGUGCGCCAUCGUAGCACACUGCGCACCGACAGCCAAAGCCAGCAGCCGGUACGCGUGGGGAUCCACGUGCGCCGCGGCGACAUCAUCAGCAAUGCCGGAUUCGCCGCUCACGGCCACGUGGCCGCCACGGAAGAGUACCUGCUGCGUAUGGCGUUGCGCAUGCAGCGCCGCUACCCGCACGCCGUCUUCUUCGUCCUCAGCAACGACCUGGACUAUUGUCGCCGGCUAUUCCGCGAGCCCAACGUCGUCUUCGUCACCGGGAAAGCACCCGCCGUAGACCUGACCAUCAUGACCUUUAUGGAGGUGCUGGUGCUGAGUGUGGGCAACUAUGGGUGGUGGGCGGCGUACCUGAGCGACGCGCAGGAAGUCGUCUAUUUCAAGGACUGGCCGCGGAAUGGCAGUGAGUUUGCCCGGGGUCUCGCAGCGGAAGACUACUUCCUGCCGGCAUGGCACGCUGAUAAUUAGCCGGGUGGUUGCGCAAUCACCGUCAGCGGUCACCAAUCGACAGAUUUGUUCAUCCAUGCCGCUGUCUUGUGUGAGUUGGUUCUAUGGCCUACUGCGUGCUUUAGAAAUAAUAGUUCUGAUGAAGUAGAAUGCUCGUAAUGUUUGUUUUACCAGUUUCAGGGCAUGUUGUUAUGAAUGGAAUUAGAGUUAUUAUGGUUCGGCAGUUCUAUUGUUUUUUACCAA